This is a messenger RNA of Rhipicephalus sanguineus (brown dog tick), 1512 nucleotides long. RefSeq names its product solute carrier family 22 member 7. Gene Ontology annotation, cellular component: membrane. Lineage: Eukaryota; Metazoa; Arthropoda; Arachnida; Ixodida; Ixodidae. The coding region runs from base 1 to 1512 and encodes 503 amino acids. Gene Ontology annotation, biological process: transmembrane transport. Gene Ontology annotation, molecular function: transmembrane transporter activity. The record is from RefSeq and is a predicted model, not a curated record. The transcript has 2 exons.
AUGGGCCCCCUGUCAGCGCUUCAAGACGGCGUGUACGACCUUCUGGACCACGGUCCUUACCAGCGCCGCUUUCUGUGCUGCGGCAUCCUCUGCGUCACCGUGGCCCUAAUGCAGGAGUUAGCACUGCGCCUCAUCGGUCAGUCCGUGGACCACUGGUGCCGGCCUCCCGGGAAGUAUGGGAACCUCAGCACGGACCAGUGGCGCAACCAGUCCAUUCCGGUCGAGGCUGACGGCAGCUUCAGCGCGUGCACAAUGUACGAUCCGCCUGAGCAGGAUGAAAAGUUCGCCAACAGAACCGUCAUCAGCUGUGACAUGUGGAGCUACGCCAGCGACCAUGUCGGCAGCAUCGUGAGCCAGUUCGACCUUGUCUGUGAUCGACGUUUCCUGUACGAUUUUUCCACGAUGUUGCCGGUCAUUGGCUACGCGCUCAUGUCACCUGUCGUCGGCAUCGCGUCAGACCGCUUCGGCAGGCGACCAGUAACGUUGCUUCUCGCUAUCACAGUGCUCAUCUCGUCGAUAUGCUGCAGCGUGCCGACCAUGUACGCCUUCUUCGUUACCAUGCGCGUCCUGACCGUGUCCUCUGCAAAGGGCGCUUACCUCCUGACAUUCGUUCUCGUCUACGAAGUCACCGGGACCGAGUGGCGGCUGCUCUUCACACUGUUACAUUACGCCGUGGCCAGCACCGUCGUACCACCGUUUGUGGACGCUAUCGCUCUUAUGAGGCCAAGCUGGUCUCUCUCGCACGGUUUACUCGCAGUCCCCACCCUCGCAUUCGCGCUUUGGUGCUUGCACCUGCAAGAGUCACCGGGCUGGCAGGUGGCCACGUGGCGCCUGCACCAGGCCGAAGCGAACGUUCUGGUGGCGGCCAGCCUCAACAGAGGCCUCGGCGUGGCCGCGGUAAAAUCUACUGUAGACAAAACCUUUCAGCGGCUCAGGAAGAUGGAAAGCAUCCUGGAGCAAAUGGCGUCCCCAGUGAGGAGUGGCGGCAUCUUCGAGACUGCCCUGACGCGACGCUCUGCGACCGCCGCCUUCUUCACCAGGUUCUCGAUGUGCGCCAUCUACUAUGGCAUCAUGAUCGCCGAGCCACUGGGCGACCACAUCGUCGAGGUGGCGCAUGUUGUCCUCACGGCUGCCGCCUACGGGCUCAUCGUGGACUACAUGUCCAACUACGGCAUUCGAAAGACGCUCACGGCCACUCUCAUAGCCCUGUCCUGUAGCGGGUUGUCUGAGGCAGUGCUGACGGUCGCCGAAUACGGCGCGGCUGUCGCCGUUGUACAUGCCGUGACCAAGGCUCUCGUCUUGUGCGCCAUCGGCGUGCUGAUGUGCUACACGGGCGAAGUCUUCCCGACGCCUCACCGCAGCGCCGGCGUCAGCAUGGCGUUGUUUUUCGGAGGCAUAGGCGCGCUCACCGGCAUGUGCAUCGCGAAGUAUACCGGUGAAGAGACUCCGCUGGUGUUCAAAGCGUUCGUAGCUGCCAUGGCGCUGUGCAGCGUUGCGGCCAUGCAGUGGUAG